AUGGCUUUGGCUGACCAAACACCUUCAAAGCGCCAAAGGGAAGAAACCCUGGCAGACGACUGCGAGGACCCUAAGCGCCAGAAGUCUUACAACCACAUACUCUCUCUUCUCGAUGAAGAAGAAGAGGAACCCUCACAAGACUUGUCCUCCAUUAUCACAACCCUUCAGCAAGAGCUCUCCUCUGACUCUGCCGCUGAGCCUCUCACUGCAUUUCCAAACUCCGACGCAGACCAAGAAAUUAAUCAGUCCUCAGGUUCCACAGCUGCUACAGCCUUUGAAGGAUAUGCCUCCUCUUCCUCAGGCUCUUCUUCACCUUCUUCUUCGAAUACAAACUCGGGGUUUAUGAAGGAGGGGGAUGAGCAAGAAGAUGACGGCGAGAGGGUCAUGAGACACCUUCUAGAAGCUUCUGAUGAUGAGCUGGGGAUUCCCCAGAGAGAGGAAGUUAGUGGGUUCGAUGAUGCAGAAGAUGCUGGGUUUAACGGGCUGAUGAUGGAUGGGUUUUCUUUUGGGGAUGGGUUAUGGGAGCUUGAAGAUGAAGCUGCCAACUACUACACCCUGGUGCAAUCUGAACUGUUCAUGUAG
This is a messenger RNA of Prunus armeniaca (apricot), 582 nucleotides long. Lineage: Eukaryota; Viridiplantae; Streptophyta; Magnoliopsida; Rosales; Rosaceae. The record is from the annotation of a GenBank genome assembly.